Molecule: messenger RNA, 5683 nt
Organism: Papaver somniferum (opium poppy)
Lineage: Eukaryota; Viridiplantae; Streptophyta; Magnoliopsida; Ranunculales; Papaveraceae
Product: protein TSS-like
Exons: 23
Coding region: 630-5351 (1573 amino acids)
Biological process (GO): organelle organization
Cellular component (GO): cytoplasm
Molecular function (GO): protein binding
Source: RefSeq, a predicted model, not a curated record
UACAAAUUUGGGUAGUAGUCAAGGACCCAGCACUAAUGAUUAGAAGAAAAGAGAAUAAUUGGUACAUUCAUGGAACAUCUCAUCACAGUCAAUCGACUCAUAGGUGAUCAGAACUCAGAAGAGAUGGUUGAUUGAGAUUUGAGAAGAGAGAGGGUGUGUGACUCGGUUGAUUCACGAGUCGGUAAAGGAAGUGAAACGGUGGGCGCGCAUUUCGAAACUUCUUCUAGGCGAAUGGAUCAGGUUCGGAGUUUCCCGACCCGUUAUUUUGAGGUCUAUUACUGGUUAGCAUUGGGACGGAUUUCCCGAUCAAUUUUCCGGGUUAAUUAUUGGUCAGAAAGAAGCAAGUUGACGGAGGUCCCGACAAGUGAGAAAACAAAAUUCUCGGCCAUACCGGCAAACCUGUCAACAACUCUCCACGUGGCACUCAUUUCAACGUUGUGCCUAGUAUUCUUGACAUCACUGUUAUCACUCCAUAUGAUUCAGAAAUCGUACUCAAGGGAAUCUCGACUGAUAAGAUCCUCGAUGUGAGAAAGUAUUUGGCAGUCAAUGUGGAGACAUGCCACCUUACCAACUAUUCUUUGUCCCACGAGGUUCGAGGGAAGAGAUUAAGUGACACGACCGAGGUUGUAAUGCUAAAACCUUGCUUGCUAACUAUUAUUGAAGAGGAUUAUGUUGAAGAACAAGAUGCGGUGACACACGUGCGCAGGCUACUGGAUAUCGUGGCUUGUACCACAUUUUUCGGUAAACAACAGAAAGAAAAAGAAAAUGGAGGAGGAGGUCGACCCAAAACCAAAAACAGUAGCUCCUCUUCGUGUCAAAUUCUUAACAACGGAGGAGGAGAAAUUCAAUCCUCGGAAUUGUUAUCAUCAAUUUCUCCGAUUUCUGAGAAAUUCGGAAUGGAAGCUAUUCAUCCAAUCCCAAAACUCCCCACUUUCUAUGAUUUCUUCUCUUUCUCUAAUCUUUCCAGUCCUAUUCUAUUUCUCAAGAGAUGUGAUCGGAAAGACUGUGACGAAAAGCGUGAUGGUGAUUAUUUCGAAUUACAGGUUAAGAUAUGCAAUGGGAAACUAAUAAAUGUAGUGGCAUCUGUGAAAGGGUUUUACAGUAGCAGUCCAGGAAAGAAGCUAAUUGAAACUCACUCCCUUGUGGAUCUACUUCAACAGCUUAGUCGCGGUUUUGCAAAUGCUUUUGAUGCAUUACUGAAAGCUUUUGCAGAACACAAUAAGUUUGGUAACUUACCUUAUGGCUUUCGGGCGAAUACAUGGCUUGUUCCUCCAACCGUUCAGGAGUCUCAAUCUAAGUUUCCAUCCUUUCCAACAGAAGAUGAAACAUGGGGUGGCAAUGGAGGUGGUCAUGGACAAGAUAGUAAAUAUGAUCACCGACCUUGGGCCACAGAAUUCUCUAUGUUGGCAUGUCUGCCAUGCCAAACUGAAGAUGAAAGACUGGUUCGAGAUAGGAAGGCCUUUUUGCUACAUGGUAUUUUUGUAGAUGUCUCAGUUGUUAAGGCUGUUUCAGCAAUUCGUCGACUUUUAGACUCCAAUGCAAGUUCAAAAAACUUGGUACAUGAAGAUCGCGUUGGAGACUUGCAUAUUGUGGUAAAGCGAGACAAUGUUCUGGUCGGAAGGUCUUUGCUUGAAAACAAAAUCGAUGGGAACCAGACACUUUGCAUGUCUGAAAAGGAGGUUGCUCAAAAAAAUCUACUGAAAGGGGUUACUGCAGAUGAGAGUGUAGUUAUUCAUGAUACUUCCACAUUGGGCAUUGUCAUUGUCAGAUACUGUGGAUACACUGCUACAGUCAAAGUCGUGGGUAAUGUCAAGAAGGGUAAUUGGAUGGAUAUCGAUUGUGAAGAUCAACCGCACGGAGGUGCGAAUUCCCUUAAUGUUAACAGCUUAAGGAAUCUGCUCAAUAAAGAACCGUUCAUGGAAGGUUCUCCUAAAAUUUCAGAUGAUCUUGAGGCUGCAAGGUGUUCAGUGCGGACAGUUAUGAAAGAUAGCUUGGCUAAGUUAGAUGAGAAUUCAACAAAUUCAGAAAGAUCAUUCAGAUGGGAGCUAGGCUCUUGUUUGGUGCAGCAUCUGCAAAAGCAGGAAACUUCUGAUAGUAGCGGUCACAAUGGGAGUGAAUCUGAACUAGCUGUUAAAGGUUUGGGGAAGCAAUUAAAAGUGUUAAAGAAGAGAGAGAAAGAAACAUCUAAUACCACCAUAGAGUUGGAUACCAGUGAGGGAGAUGCAAGAUCCGAGAGCAUGGAUAUCGGGGAAAUGGCUGAUUCAGAGGAUUCAUGCAGGGAUAAGGCCGAAUUAAGAAAACUGAUUCCUGAGGCAGCCUUCUUGCGUCUGGAAGCAUCUGGAACGGGUCUUCACCAAAAGUCAUUGGAUGAGCUGAUUGAGACUGCGCACAAAUACUAUGACGAAGUUGCACUUCCAAAGCUGGUUGCCGACUUUGGAUCACUUGAGCUUUCUCCAGUAGACGGACGCACAUUAACUGACUUUAUGCAUACGAGGGGACUGCAAAUGCGCUCAUUGGGGACUGUGGUGAAACUUGCAGAGAAACUCCCUCAUAUACAAUCACUCUGUGUCCAUGAGAUGGUUACCCGAGCAUUCAAACACAUUCUUAAAGCCGUCAUAGCAUCAACUGAGAAACCGUUAGACUUGUCUUCAGCAAUUGCCUCGACCUUGAAUUUCUUGCUUGGGUCCUGCAUGGAGGAAAGCAAUGACUAUGUGCUAAAAAUGAAGUGGCUAAAAACUUUUCUGGCUACAAAAUUUGGUUGGUCACUCCAAGAUGAGUUUCAGCACUUGAGGAAGUUUGCAAUUCUUAGGGGACUUUGCCAUAAGGUUGGAGUGGAGUUGGUUCCAAGAGAUUACGACAUGGACAAUGGUAACCCUUUCAAGAGAUCAGAUGUUGUCAGCAUGAUCCCAGUCUGUAAACAUGUGACAUGCUCCUCUGCAGAUGGUCGUACCUUGCUGGAGGCAUCUAAGACUGCAUUGGAUAAAGGAAAGCUAGAAGAUGCAGUGAACUGUGGCACAAAGGCCCUGUCAAAGAUAAUGGCCGUUUGUGGGCCCUAUCAUCGAACAACAGCAAGUGCAUACAGUCUGCUAGCAGUAGUUCUUUAUCAUACUGGGGAUUUUAAUCAGGCGACUAUAUACCAACAGAAGGCUUUAGAUAUCAAUGAGAGGGAACUCGGGUUAGACCAUCCAGAUACAAUGAAAAGCUAUGGGGACCUUUCUGUGUUUUACUAUCGCUUGCAACACAUUGAGUUAGCUCUGAAGUAUGUCAAUCGGGCAUUGUAUCUUCUACAUUUCACAUGUGGCCUAUCGCACCCAAACACUGCUGCAACAUAUAUUAAUGUGGCUAUGAUGGAGGAGGGAAUGGGAAACGUUCAUGUUGCUCUCAGAUACCUACAUGAAGCCCUCAAAUGCAAUGAGAGGCUAUUGGGCGCCGACCAUAUACAGACUGCUGCGAGUUAUCAUGCCAUAGCCAUAGCUCUUUCUUUGAUGGAGGCUUAUUCUCUCAGUGUACAACAUGAACAAACAACAUUACAGAUACUACAAGCAAAACUUGGACCAGAUGAUCUUCGUACUCAGGAUGCUGCUGCAUGGCUCGAGUAUUUUGAAUCAAAAGUCUUAGAACAGCAAGAAGCCGCUCGCAAUGGUACUCCAAAACCAGACGCUUCCAUUGCUAGAAAAGGUCACCUUAGUGUAUCAGAUCUCUUGGAUUACAUAAAUCCAGAUAAAGAAGCCAAGGGAAGAGACAUGCAGAAAAGACAAAGGCGUGCUAAGGUGUUCCAGACUGAUGACAAGCCUAAAGAAGAAAAAUGCGAUCAGCUUGCCGACAUCGUGGUCAAUGUUAGCUCAACAAACACUUCUUUGAUCGCAGAAGAAAGCAAAGAUAAAGGAUCGUCAGAUCUAACCUAUUCGCAAAAACUUCGAGAAAAUAACGAUGUGCGUAAGUUGGAGCUGACGCCUAUAAACCGAGAAACUGUAGAAGAAAUGUCUGAUGAAGGUUGGCAAGAAGCCAAUUCAAAAGGAAGACAAGGAAAAAUUGGAGGUCGCCGGAAUGACCAUAAGAAACAAGCCCCUGCAAAGAUAAAAAUCAACGGCACUGAGCUCUCUGAAUAUGUAGAUGCAAGCUACAAGAAAAGCUCUCCAGUUCGACAAACAACCUCAAAGUCAUCAGUUGCUCCCAAACUACCCAAGGCUGUGAUCACAAAUGUUUCAGAAAAUCAAACUAAAUUGCAGGCAAUAAAUCCCAUACCACCGGCAACUCUCACAUCAAUGGCUUCCAAGACUCUCUCUUAUAAAGAAGUGGCUGUGGCACCUCCUGGGACAAUCUUAAAGCCAGUGGUGUUGGAGAAACAAGGAGAGUUGAAAAACGAACCAUCAGCUACUACUCAAAUCGUUCAUGAUAUUCAACCAAAGAUAUUAAAGGAAGAAGAAUCAGAAAAGUGUCUCGUCGAAGUAGAAAAAGAAGAGGAAACACCGGCCACAACCAUUCAAAGUGAGACUGAAAUUGAGGAGUCCCUUGAACAGAAGGAAAGCCUUGAGAAGUCCAGCGAAAGUAAUGGAAGUAAGCUUUCGGCUGCAGCUCAACCAUUCAAUCCUGGGCCUCCUGUCCCUUUCAGUUCAGUUGGUACAACAGAUGUUUAUGAUGUAAGGGCCAACCAAAGUGCGGUUUCGUCCCCUCCUAUGGGAAUUCCUCAUCCAUCAGUUGCCUCAAGGGUACCUUUCGGCCCUAGAUCACCAUUAUACUACAGAGCUGGCAAUACCUUUCAUAUGAAACAUGGUUUCCAGAACCAUAUUUUAGGCACUGUAUCAAAAAUUAUGAACCCGCAUGCACCUGAGUUUGUUCCUGGAAAAGCUUGGCAACCCACUUCGACAACCGGAACCAUAGAAUCUCAGACCGCACUUUCUGGUUCUGCUGGAAAUAAUCAUGAUUGUGGCGGCAGUGUCCUCACAGGUACUAGAGAGAAGAUGGGAAGCAACGGCAACAAGACAGAAAAAUCAGAGCUUGCAAGGCAGAUACUGCUUAGCUUUAUUGUGAAGUCUGUUCAUAGUAACUUGGAUAUUUCAGAUAAAAGUUCAGUUGAAGAGGGGAACAAGGAAGUUUCAGGACAUUCUUCAGAUCCAAUUGAAAGGGACAGUGCAAUCAUCAAAGUUGUAUACGGGAAUGAAAAUAAAAGAGACUCUGAAGCUCACUGCUCUGAACAUGGCCAGGCUAAUGUCUCGGAUCUGGGGAAGAAUAACAAUGGAGAUGGAGCAGGGUACACGGUGGUAACAAAAAGAAGAAGGAAAGCACAACAAUUUCCCAGUGCGGUGAAUGGGUUGUACGCACAGCAGUCUAAAUUGGCAUCAGUACGUUGAGGAGGGAAUGAAACACCAACCCUUUUCAUUUCUCCCUGCUAUUCAUUCUCUUUGUGGAAUAGAAAGCUGAGCAAGUUGAGUGUUGAUGCUCUUUUAAGGCCAACCGGAGGUUCAUUAACCUCAACCAAGUCCAACUGAAGGCUCGUCAACCUAAACUCAGAUUUAACUCUCAGGAUUUUCCCAUCCCUGCUCAAUGUAAGUGAGCCAUGUUGGGUUCAUUUUUUUUAAUUUUUUUCUCAAUAAUAAUAGUCUAUUAUCUCUGUAGAUGCAGUCAUGCAGAAGAACUUAAACCUAAAAAUCUUAAUAAUAGUCGGGAUUUCGUUCUCUUUGUG